GAUCCGACAGCUGCGACAACAACAAAAAAGAGGUCAUGCGUGUUGCACUGCGACCACGCAGUGGUUGCUUGGUGCUCUGCCUGGGUCUGUCUGCCUUCUCGCUACUGCUGCAGAGCCUCUGGGUGCCACUGGAAAUAUCCAAAGAUGACCCUGUUGGGAGGUCCCCUGCUGAGGAUCGGGGUCUGGGUUUUCGCAGGCUGGCUCUUCGCUUAGAGGCUCUUAGUACUCAAGUGCAGAGGCUGAACAGAGAGCGAGACGCUAAGAGGACCUCAGAGGAUCUCCAUAUGCUUCUGCAGAGCUUGAGACAGGACCAGCAAGGCUUGGCCCGCUUGGUGGAGAAGGAGCUGAACAGGGUUUCCCAGAGGCUGGACCACUUCAAUCAUCAUCAGCGCCAGCCUAACACCCCGCCAACACGUGAGAAUCAAGGAAAGCACAUAGAGCCCAAGGAGACGUGUGUGCUGCCCGUGGAUACUGCAUAUCCAGUGUGUGCAGAGAAAGUUGCGUUCUUGCAGGACAAAUGGCAGUCAGACCCCUGCUAUGCCUUUUACGACGUGGAUGGUACCGCCUGCUCCAUACUAACGUACCUCAGCCAAAUAGAGAACUUCUGCCCCCCUCAACCUGGCCGGAACCACUCUACUCCUACUUGGCAUCAGAGAGCUCAGCCCUACACAAAGAAGGCGGCGAUACGCACAAGCAUGAGUUCACUCUAUGAAGCCAUCAACAACAGCAGCGGCCCUGCAGUCAGAUUCAUGCGCUCCAGAGUGGAAAUGAUGUCAGAGUGCUGGAGACAGGCGGCUCUCACGAUGAGACAGCAAAACAACAAGACACAUUCAUCUCUCAUGAGGGUACUGCUUUAUCCCGGCGCUCUCGCUGGGGGUGCAGGCCAACAUUUUGAAGCUAUGGUGGAAAGAGGUGGUCCUCUUGGAGAGCUGGUUCAGUGGGCAGACCUUAGCGCCUGUUUGACCAUACUGGGCCACAAUGUGAGCCUCACCACUUCGCAGUAUCACCUCCACAGACUGAUAGGUGCCGCUCCUGGCCGAGGCAGCUGUCCGAUCAAGGGCCCCCUGUCGUUUGACCUCAUCUAUACUGACUAUCACGGUCUUGUUCACCUUCGAGGGGCCAUGGGACUGGCUUUCCAAUAUUACCAGUGCCGCUUCAGAAUUCUGGACUCGUUUGGCACUGAACCAGCUUUUAACUUGGGCAGUUAUGCUCAGCCCCAUGGAUUUAAAACACUUUGGGGUAGCUGGGGCCUCCAACCUCUGCAGUACAUGACCAUGUUCCCGCAUACACCUGAUAACUCCUUCCUGGGCUUUGUAAGUGACGAUGCAGUGAGGGCGCAGGAGUCCGACCUCAAUAGGAAGGAGAAGAUUGCCGUCAUUUAUGGCAAACAGGAAUACAUGUGGCAGGGACUUUCAGAGUAUGUCAAGGUGAUCAGCGAAGAGCUGGAGACCCACGCCACUGUCUACCAGCCACCCGGACACGUCUCCACCUUACCCAGCUUCGUAAGAAACCACGGCCUGCUCUCUCAGCGACACUUCCGGAGACUCCUCCGCAGAGCUAAGGUUUUCGUAGGUCUCGGUUUCCCCUAUGAGGGUCCAGCUCCCAUCGAGGCCAUUGCUCUCGGUUGCGUCUUCCUACAGCCACGGCUGAACCCGCCACACUCCUCAGACAAUAACAACUUCUACAAAGGAAAACCCACAACUAGAAAGAUCUCCUCCCAGCACCCGUACGCUGAAAAAUCCAUUGGCAGACCUCACGUGUGGACUGUGGAUGUGACCAACAAGACGCAAGUACGGGAAGCAGUCAAAGAAAUUCUACGCACGGAGGUGAAGCCUCUAACUCCUCGAGAGUUCUCUUGUGAGGGAAUGCUGGACCGGGUUCAUCAUUAUAUCACUCAGCAGAGUUUCUGCACUCCAUCAGUCGCCACGUGGCCUCCCGAAAGUGUGCUAAGGUUGCACAUGGGUCCCCUCGGUCAGUCAUGUGUAAGCGUGUGUAAGCGCGCCUCGCUGGUGUGUGAACCCUCACAGUUUCACCGGCUCAACAAUCCCGACGUGUUCGCAAGGCUAGCAAUCGGUUGUUCCAGCAUGACCGAGGAAGUCAAUCACAUCUUCCCCGCUUACACACCGUGGGGUCGACACUGUCGCCUCCAGCAGGAACCGCUGUUGUUCAGCUGCGCCGGCUCAGACGCUUCUCACCGCCGCCUGUGUCCGUGCAGAAUUUACCAACCUGGACAGGUGGCACUCAGUCCUGACUCAAUCCCGGACUUGUAG
This is a messenger RNA of Phycodurus eques (leafy seadragon), 2270 nucleotides long. RefSeq names its product alpha-1,6-mannosylglycoprotein 6-beta-N-acetylglucosaminyltransferase B-like. Gene Ontology annotation, biological process: protein N-linked glycosylation. The record is from RefSeq and is a predicted model, not a curated record. Gene Ontology annotation, cellular component: Golgi apparatus. NCBI's taxonomy places the organism in Eukaryota, Metazoa, Chordata, Actinopteri, Syngnathiformes, Syngnathidae. Gene Ontology annotation, molecular function: alpha-1,6-mannosylglycoprotein 6-beta-N-acetylglucosaminyltransferase activity. The transcript has 17 exons. Bases 36 to 2270 code for a protein of 744 amino acids.